Molecule: messenger RNA, 6920 nt
Organism: Mastomys coucha (southern multimammate mouse)
Lineage: Eukaryota; Metazoa; Chordata; Mammalia; Rodentia; Muridae
Gene: Wdr81
Product: WD repeat domain 81
Exons: 10
Coding region: 289-6090 (1933 amino acids)
Biological process (GO): aggrephagy
Cellular component (GO): mitochondrion
Molecular function (GO): phosphatidylinositol 3-kinase regulator activity; protein binding
Source: RefSeq, a predicted model, not a curated record
UCCGUGUCUGGGAGAUCACAUGACCCGCAUCAGCUGACCCGUCACGGUGGAGCCCAGCUCUGGCGCUUCGCGCUCCCCGCCCUGCUGCGCCCCGGAGCGCAGAACCCUGCGGAGGGGUAAGAACACCCUCAGGCCUUCUCUCCUUUGUCGCUGGUUCGCUCACUCACCUGCACCCCACCCCCAGCUCCUCGCCCAUCUCAGUCUUCCCGGCCUGGCACCCCGGAAGCCACUGCGAGGAGGGCCGUGGCCAGGCUCAGCCUUGCGCUGCCCCCAGGCGGCCAGGACCAAAUGGCCCAGGGGAGCAGAAGGCGGAAAGUGGUUCUUAAAGCAGGGGCCGAGGGCUGGGCCCCUUCCUCAGGACCUGACAUGGAGGAGCUGCUCCGGAGCGUGGAAAGAGAUCUGAACAUCGAUGCCCGGCAGCUGGCCCAGGCGCCCGGGGGCACCCACGUGGUGGCCCUAGUGUCCACGCGUUGGCUGGCUAGUCUCCGGGAGCGCCGGCUGGGACCCUGUCCCCGGGCCGAGGGCUUGGGUGAAGCGGAAGUCAGGACUUUACUGCAACGUUCGGUACAGAGGCUGCCCCCAGGCUGGACGCGAGUGGAGGUGCAUGGACUGCGGAAACGGAGACUGUCCUAUCCGCUGGGCGGAGUCUUGCCCUUUGAGGAGGGGUCCUGUAGCCCUGAGACUCUCACUCAUUUCAUGCAGGAGGUGGCUGCCCAGAAUUACCGGAACCUGUGGCGCCAUGCAUACCACACUUAUGGGCAGCCCUACAGCCAUAGCACUGCCCCCUCAGCUAUACCUGCCCUAGACUCUAUAAGACAAGCUCUCCAGAGGGUCUAUGGAUGCACCUUCCUGCCAGUGGGUGAAUCUAUGUCAUGUCUAUCAAAUGUCAGGGAUGGGCCCUGCCCCUCUCGGGGCAGCCCUGCCUGCCCCAGCCUUUUGCGAGCUGAGGCCCUGCUGGAGUCACCCGAGAUGCUCUAUGUGGUCCACCCUUAUGUGCAGUUCUCCUUGCAUGAUGUAGUUACCUUCAGCCCUGCCAAACUGACCAACAGCCAAGCCAAGGUGCUCUUUAUUCUCUUCCGUGUUCUGAGGGCCAUGGAUGCCUGUCACCGCCAGGGCCUGGCCUGUGGGGCUCUGUCUUUGCACCACAUCGCUGUAGAUGAGAAGCUGUGCAGUGAGCUCCGGCUGGACCUGAGUGCUUACGAGAUGCCUUCUGAGGGUGAGAACCAGGAGGUCUCUGAAGAGAAAAGUGGGGCAGGUGUUAAGUCUGAAAAAGAGGGGGAAGGGAGAUCUGGGUGUCCCACCUGCCAGAAAGAACUUCGGGGCCUUGUGUUAGACUGGGUCCAUGGCCGCAUCAGCAACUUCCACUACCUCAUGCAGCUGAAUCGGUUGGCAGGUCGACGGCAGGGGGAUCCCAACUAUCACCCAGUGCUGCCCUGGGUGGUGGACUUUACCACACCUUAUGGGCGCUUCCGAGACCUUCGUAAAUCCAAGUUCCGACUCAACAAGGGAGAUAAGCAAUUGGACUUCACCUAUGAGAUGACACGGCAGGCAUUUGUAGCAGGUGGCACAGGAAGUGGGGAGCCCCCCCAUGUUCCUCACCACAUCUCUGACGUGCUCUCUGAUAUCACAUACUAUGUAUACAAGGCCCGUCGCACGCCUCGCUCUGUGCUCUGUGGUCAUGUCCGAGCACAGUGGGAACCCCAUGAGUAUCCUGCCACCAUGGAGCGGAUGCAGACCUGGACACCGGAUGAGUGCAUCCCCGAAUUCUACACGGACCCCUCUAUCUUCUGCUCUAUCCACCCUGACAUGCCUGACCUGGAUGUGCCGGCCUGGUGCAGUUCUAACCAGGAAUUUGUGGCUGCCCAUAGAGCACUGCUGGAGAGCUGGGAGGUGUCCCAAGACCUGCAUCAUUGGAUUGACCUUACUUUUGGCUACAAACUCCAGGGCAAAGAAGCUGUGAAGGAGAAAAAUGUGUGUCUGCACUUGGUGGAUGCUCACACCCAUCUGACCAGUUACGGCGUGGUCCAGCUGUUUGAUCAGCCACACCCUCAACGCCUGGCUGGGGCUCCUGCUCUGGCCCCUGAACCUCCACUCAUCCCCCGGCUGUUGGUCCAGCCUAUUCAGGAGGCCACAGGCCAGGAGGACACUUCAGGACAACUUAUAAAUGGUGCGGGCAGGCUUGUUGUAGAGGCUACUUCAUGUGAGUCUGGCUGGACUAGAGAUAGGCCUGGGACAGGGGAAGAUGAUUUAGAACAGGCUACGGAAGCUCUGGAUUCCAUCUCCCUCCCUGGGAAAGCAGGUGACCACCCAGGCUCUUCCUCCAGUCAAGCCUCACCCAGCCUGUUGUCUUUUUCUGCACCCUCGGGGUCUCGACCAGGCCGCAGGAGCAAAGCUGCUGGGUUGGACCCUGGGGAGGGUGAAGAGGGCAAGAUUGUUCUUCCAGAGGGCUUUAGUCCCAUACAGGCCUUGGAAGAGCUGGAGAAAGUGGGUAACUUCCUGGCCAAAGGCCUAGGGAGCCAGUUGGAGGAACCUGAAAAGCCUCAGGCCCAGCCACCUGUGCACCUACAGAGCCUCUUCCAUCGUGACAUGCAGGUACUGGGUGUCCUGUUGGCUGAGAUGGUGUUUGCCACCAGGGUCCGGAUACUGCAGCCUGAUGCACCUUUGUGGGUACGCUUUGAGGCUGUUAGGGGUCUCUGCACACGCCACUCCAAGGACAUCCCCGUGUCUCUGCAGCCUGUGCUGGACACACUCCUGCAGCUGAGUGGACCCAAAAGUCCCGUGGUGGUGAAGAAGGGCAAGCUAGAUCCACUGUUUGAGUACAGGCCUGUUUCCCAAGGAUUGCCCCCACCCAGCCCAGCCCAGCUCCUCAGCCCCUUCAGCUCCGUGGUCCCCUUCCCUCCGUACUUCCCAGCACUGCACAAGUUCAUUCUUUUAUAUCAGGCCCGGCGUGUGGAGGAUGAGGUCCAGGGACGGGAGCUGGUGUUUGCCCUGUGGCAGCAGCUGGGUGCGGUGUUAAAUGACAUCACUCCUGAGGGCUUGGAGAUCCUCUUGCCUUUUGUGCUGUCGCUCAUGUCUGAGGAGCACACGGCUGUGUACACAGCCUGGUACCUAUUUGAACCCGUUGCCAAGGCCCUGGGCCCUAAAAAUGCCAAUAAGUACCUCCUGAAGCCUCUCAUCGGUGCCUAUGAGAGCCCCUGCCGCCUGCAUGGCCGCUUCUACCUGUACACUGACUGUUUUGUGGCCCAGUUGGUGGUGCGGUUGGGCUUGCAGGCCUUCCUCAUCCACCUGCUGCCCCAUGUUCUACAGGUACUGGCUGGGGUGGAGGCCUCCCAGGAUGAGGGCAAAGGUCUGGUUGGGACCACUGAAGAUGAGGAGAUCGAGCUCCCGGUGUCUGGGCCUGGCUCCUGCGCCUUUGGGGAGGAGAUUCAGAUGGAUGGGCAGCCAGCAGCUUCCUCAGGACUGGGGCUCCCGGACUACAGGUCAGGUGUCAGCUUCCAUGACCAGGCCGACCUGCCAGACACGGAGGACUUCCAAGCUGGACUCUAUGUGGCUGAAUCUCCCCAGCCCCAGGAGGCUGAGGCUGUGAGCUUGGGCCAGCUGAGUGACAAGAGCAGCACCAGUGAAGCCUCCCAGGGCGAGGAGAGGGUUGGGGAUGAUGGGGGUGCCCCUGCAGACAAGAACAGCGUGAAGUCAGGGGACAGCAGCCAGGACUUAAAGCACAGUGAAGGCUCUGAGGAAGAGGAGGAGGAGGAAGGCUGUGUGGUGCUGGAGGAGGAGGAGCAGGAGGAAGUCACAGGAACAUCCGAGCUCACUCUGUCUGACACGAUGCUGUCCAUGGAGACGGUGGUGGCUCCUGGUGAUGGGAGAGACAGAGAAGAGGAAGUGGAGCCCCUGACGGAGCAGACAGAAGGCAAAGAACAAAAGAUCCUCCUUGAUACAGCCUGCAAGAUGGUCCGCUGGCUGUCCGCCAAGCUUGGCCCCACAGUAGCCUCUCGCCAUGUGGCCCGGAACCUGCUGCGCCUGCUGACAUCUUGUUAUGUUGGGCCCACUCGGCAGCAGUUCACAGUCAGCAGUGAUGACAGCCCUUCACUGAGCGCCGGCAACAUCUACCAGAAGAGGCCAGUAUUAGGUGACGUCGUGUCGGGGCCUGUGCUCAGCUGUCUCCUCCAUAUCGCUCACCUAUAUGGAGAACCUGUUCUCACCUACCAGUACCUGCCCUACAUCAGCUACCUGGUAGCCCCAGGGAGCAACUCAAGCCCCAGCCGACUGAACAGCCGCAAGGAGGCCGGGCUGCUGGCGGCGGUGACGCUGACUCAGAAGAUCAUUGUCUACCUCUCCGACACGACUCUCAUGGACAUUCUGCCCCGCAUUAGCCAUGAGGUCUUGCUGCCCGUGCUCAGCUUCCUCACCUCCUUUGUUACAGGGUUCCCAAGUGGGGCCCAGGCCCGGACCGUCCUGUGUAUGAAGACGAUUAGUCUCAUCGCCCUCAUCUGCUUGCGCAUCGGACAGGAGAUGGUUCAGCAGCACCUGAGUGAGCCGGUGGCCACCUUCUUUCAAGUCUUCUCUUAUCUGCAUGAGCUUCGGCAGCAGGAUCUGCAGCUGGAUCCCAAGGGCUGUACUGAGGGCCAGCUGCCAGAGGCGACCUUCUCAGAUGGUCAGCGACGGCCAGUGGACCCCACCCUGCUGGAAGAGCUGCAGAAGGUGUUCACCCUGGAAAUGGCAUACACAAUCUACGUACCUUUCUCCUGCCUGUUGGGAGACAUCAUCCGGAAAAUCAUCCCCAACCACGAGUUGGUCGGGGAGCUGGCAGGGCUGUAUCUGGAAAGCAUGAGCCCGAGCUCUCGAAACCCAGCCGGCAUGGAAGCCACCAUGGCUAGUGCCGGCCCUGAAUGGGACCCUCAGAGUGGGAACUAUCUUCAGGACGAUGGCCACUCAGGGACCUUUGGGAGUGUCCUGGUUGGAAAUCGCAUCCAGAUCCCUGACUCUCAGCCCCAGAGUCCCGGGCCGCUGGGCUCCAUCUCUGGAGUGGGGAGUGGAGGCCUCAGCAGCAGGAAUGAAGACAACCCUCUGAAGCGGGAGCUGCCCCGGAGUGCCCAUGGGCUGAGCGGGAACUGGCUGGCAUACUGGCAGUACGAGAUUGGUGUGAGCCAGCAGGAUGCUCACUUUCACUUCCACCAGAUACGCCUGCAGAGCUUCCCAGGUCACACUGGGGCUGUCAAAUGUGUGGCCACCCUGAGCAGUGAAGACUUCUUUCUGAGUGGCAGCAAGGACCGUACUGUGCGCCUCUGGCCACUGUACAACUAUGGGGACGGGACCAGUGAGACAGCUUCCCGCCUCAUCUAUGCCCAGCACCGCAAAAGUGUCUUCUACGUGGGCCAGCUUGAGGCCCCGCAGUAUGUGGUGAGCUGUGAUGGGGCAGUGCACGUCUGGGACCCCUUCACAGGGAAGACCCUUCGCACAGUGGAUCCUUCAGACAGCCGGGUGCCCCUGACUGCUGUGGCUGUCAUGCCUGCCCCCCACACCAGCAUCACCAUGGCCAGCUCUGAUUCCACCCUGCGCUUUGUGGACUGCAGGAAGCCUGGCUUGCAGCAUGAGUUCCGACUGGGUGGAGGGCUGAAUCCUGGGCUUGUUCGCUCCUUGGCCGUCAGCCCCAGUGGCCGGAGUGUUGUGGCUGGCUUCUCCUCAGGCUUCAUGGUGCUCCUAGACACCCGGACUGGCCUGGUUCUACGUGGCUGGCCAGCCCAUGAAGGGGACAUUCUACAGAUCAAGGCUGUAGAGGGCAGCGUGCUGAUCAGCUCCUCUUCUGACCAUUCCCUGACUGUUUGGAAGGAGCUGGAGCAGAAGCCCACACACCACUACAAGUCAGCGUCUGAUCCAAUCCACACCUUCGACCUGUACGGCAGCGAGGUGGUCACUGGCACUGUAGCCAACAAGAUUGGUGUCUGUUCCCUGCUUGAACCACCCUCUCAGGCCACCACAAAGCUCAGUUCCGAGAACUUCCGCGGUACGCUCACUAGUCUGGCUUUGCUGCCCACGAAACGCCACCUCCUGCUGGGCUCGGACAAUGGCAUCAUCCGCCUCCUGGCAUAGGUCCAGGCAGGAGUUGGCUGAGGGCAGGGUGAGAUGACACCUCUCAGGUCCAGCUCCUCAUCCUCGAUCUCUCAGGCAGUUCUUCUAGGCAAGCCCUGGGCUCUCGGUGCCCACAUGGCCUGCCAUCUGGGAUCGCACAGCUCCUGCAUCUCCAAAGCCAUGACGUGGCUUUGUUCCUGAAACUCGGGAGAUGCUGUUCCUAACCAACAAGAAGCGGGACAAGGAAAAGCACUGUGAUCCCCACUGCUCCCCAGCUCUGCCUUCUGGAUUCACAUGGGGACAGGGAAGCUCCAGGAAGUGAAAGGAGAUGGGCCUUCGCUCAGCCAGCUUCCUCUAGCCAUGCUCUCCUUAGUUCUGUCUCCCUUGGGUAGGAAACUGCUCCUAUCUAGGGCUCUGAUGGUGCUGGGACUCCAGCCUCAGGAGGGCUGGCCAGGACCGAGGAGUUUCAGGGCUUCGUGUGGGGUUUUAGUAUCCAUUCAGCCAGGUUUUCCCAGUGUGGGACCAGAAAAAAGGGGCCGGGGGAACAGGGCUGGGGAAGGAGUUAUAUGGGCCCAGCUGGUCCAGGAAUGAAUCCAUGCCUUGCCUUGUUACCCCUAACCACAGUGUUUGUGCCUUCAGCUGGGGAGGCAGCCCUUGGGACCAGCACCUCUAGGGAAAGAGGCAGCGGGAAUCAUCUUUGUAUCUUGGGUUCUUCCUGGGGGAUGGGGAAACUCUGGCAUCUCUUGAGUGUUCAUUUGGAGAAGUCUGAGAUGUGGCCUCUGCUGCCUUCACACUAUUUGCAAACCAUGUAAAUAAGGUCAAUAAAUUCUUUGGAAGAGCCAUGGAGCUGA